AUGACGCUCAGUAUCUCGAUUGAUCCAGAUCCCCACGGUUCGGAUCAGUUCCUUUCCGACGACGAGGGCUCGUCUGGUGUCCAUGUACCUACAUCUUCCGAGUUCGAUAAUGAGUACCAGGAUUAUGAUGAGUGGGCGCAUUUGCCAUAUCCGGAUGAAUUGAAACCAUCUGAUUCAGCCUCUCGACCAAGAACUUCGAACCGCAGUCGUCCGCCCCACGGUUCACGCUCCGCUUCGGGCCGUCGCCCAACAUCGCGACGUAUGGUUCCAGAACAUCAGUCAUUCGGCCCUCGAGGCCGAAGACAACAAUCACCAGAUUCCCCAGAUAGCGCCGAUUCGGCCGACGAGUACCCUACCAAUUUUGGUCGAAAUGAUCGGAGAGGUUGGCAACAACCCAUGCCACACGCCCCUGGAUAUGCUCCCAGCCAGUCCUCUGGUCCAUCUUACACUCCCUACCCUCCUCCUCCUCCCCCUGGCCAUGGCCCCUAUGCCCAUCCUCCCCCGAUUACAUCAGAGCUCAUGAGAAUUGCUCAUCCAGGCCAAUCCAACCCCUACGGUGCUCCUCCUUUUGGAUACCCACCUCAAUUUCAACCUGGGUCUCAUUUUCUUCCCGAACAACCUCAACUUCAUCCACGACAUGCGCCUCGCCAGCCACCUCAGAUGCAUAAUCCAAUGCAGCCGCCAAUGCCGCCAAUGCCGCCAAUGCCGCCAAUGCCACACGCGAUGGGUCCUCACGGUGCCCACUCCCCUUACCCUGGAUAUCCUCACGAGUUGAUGACCUAUGGCCACACUGGUUUCUAUCGAGAUCAACCCAGCUAUUUCGGGGGACCGAUCCCGGGCAUGAUGCCUCCUCAUUAUUGGCCACCCUAUCCCCCAGUGCCUUCUCCUCCAGCGCAACCCGAACCCAAAUCUCCCCCCCCAGCGCCCGCGCCCGCUCCCGCUCCCGAACCUGCUCCGGCCCCCGCCCCUGCCCCUGAACCCGCCCCUGCUCCUCCUCCCCCUCCACCACCACCACCCCCGCCGCCGCCUCCUCCCCCUCCACCAGUCGACACUGCCAAAGAUGAACAAAUUGCGAGGUUAGAGAAGUUGAUUCUGGACGACCGUCAAGAGCGGGAAGCGAAAGAGCUUGCGCGCGAGGCGAAAGAGCUUGCCAAAAAGCAGGCUAUUGAACGCGCGGCCGCUGAGAAAGCAGCCCAGGAGGCACAGAUAGCGCAUGAUAGGAAGAUCACCCUAGAAGCUGCGGCGCUUGCUCGAGCGGAUGCCGAAAAGAAGGCAGCAGAGGAUGCUGCAAAGGCUAAGGAGGAGGCGGAGAAAGCUACGGCCGCGGCCGCUAGUGAGGCAGCUGCUGCAGCGACGGCUGCGGCUAAUGAAGCAGCUGCUGCAGCGACAGCUGCGGCUAAUGAAGCAGCCGCCAAAGCAGCCGCUGAAGCCGCUGAAGCCGCUGCUAAGGCCGCCGAACCGCCGCCACCACCGCCACCCCCGGAGAAGAAGCAGCCUAUCAAAUUCAAGGACGCUGUUGGCAGGAAAUUCAGUUUUCCAUUUGAACUAUGUGCUACCUGGAAGGGAAUGGAAGAGCUCAUCCGGCAGGCUUUCCUCCAUAUUGAAGUCAUUGGACCUCAUGUGGCCGAGGGCCACUAUGAUCUUGUUGGUCCGAAUGGCGAUAUUAUCCUCCCACAGGUUUGGGAAACUGUGGUCGAGCCUGACUGGGCUAUCACUAUGCACAUGUGGCCAAUUCCCGAAAAGCCAAAAGAAGACCCUCCCCCCCCUCCUGCGCCAGCGCCAGAGCCAGAGCCUGCCCCGGUAAAACCGCCAGAUCCACCUGCCGAGCCAAAGAAGAAAGCGGAUGCCCCUAAAAAAGGUAAGGCCAGAGGACCAGAUGUUCCCGGGAGUUUCGCGAUGUGGAUGUUGGGUGGCACCAAUCGCCGGGGAGGCAAAGGGGGUCCUAAAGUGGAAAAAAAGCCUGAUGCCUCUUCCCCAGCAACUGCACCAUGA
Molecule: messenger RNA, 1992 nt
Organism: Penicillium vulpinum
Lineage: Eukaryota; Fungi; Ascomycota; Eurotiomycetes; Eurotiales; Aspergillaceae
Exons: 4
Coding region: 1-1992 (663 amino acids)
Source: RefSeq, a predicted model, not a curated record